Molecule: messenger RNA, 660 nt
Organism: Emiliania huxleyi CCMP1516
Lineage: Eukaryota; Haptophyta; Isochrysidales; Noelaerhabdaceae
Exons: 1
Coding region: 1-660 (219 amino acids)
Source: RefSeq, a predicted model, not a curated record
AUGGCGCUCUCCGUCGUGCUCGCCGCCGUUGCUGUCGCGACUCCCAGAGCCGCGCUCCUCGACGCAACCGCUGCCUCCUUUGCCCGCACGCCCGCUGCGUCCUUUGCCCGCACGCCGGGCUCGAGCACGGCGCCGCUGGCCAGGUGCAGAGCCGCUGCUGCCGCUCCGCCGCGAGCGGCGGCGCGCAUGUCGGGAGAGCCGCCGGCGGUGGAGCGUGUGUUUGCGACGCUGCCGUACGUGCUUCCCUUCCUGGACGGGUUCCAGUACGGGCUGUACGUCUUCAACAACGUGCCCGGCGGCGUCAGCUUUGCGGAGGCGGUGCUGCCGCUCGUGGUCGCCUUCAACUCGCUGCCCUUCUCCGGCAUCAUCUUCUUCAUCGGGCUCUCCUUCUUCACGCGCCCCGACUCGGGCCUCUCGCGCUUCGUGCGCUUCAACAUCCAGCAGGCCCUCGUCCUCGACAUCCUGCUCAUCAUCCCGUCGCUCUUCUCGGGCGCCGCCGGGAUGGUCCCUUCUUCCGUCGCCAUCCUCGGCUCAAACUUUGUCUUUUACACGAUGGCGCUGGUCGUCACCUACGCGCUCUACUCGAACGCGCGCGGCGAACUGCCCGACCAGGUGCCUGUCAUCUCCGAGGCGGCGGGCUUGCAAAUCGGCCCGUUUUAA